Molecule: messenger RNA, 5784 nt
Organism: Pangasianodon hypophthalmus (striped catfish)
Lineage: Eukaryota; Metazoa; Chordata; Actinopteri; Siluriformes; Pangasiidae
Product: cysteine-rich motor neuron 1 protein
Exons: 15
Coding region: 358-3180 (940 amino acids)
Cellular component (GO): extracellular region
Molecular function (GO): protein binding; serine-type endopeptidase inhibitor activity
Source: RefSeq, a predicted model, not a curated record
UUCAGUUCGCAUCCUCAGUAUUGUGCAAGCAGACGCAGGGUGCGCUUCAGCAUCAUCAGUUUACUGAUCGCAUAGGUGGCCCAGAGAGCUACAACUUUAGAGGAAACGUUAGAAGAACACUGACUUGAUUCAAAGAGGAUUUUCAUUCGGACCGAGAGUCGGGAACACCUGGCACCCUGCUCCACCUAAUCGUACAGAGAUCUGUCUAUUCGCGUUUGCCUUUAGGAAGGCUGGGAAUUUCGUGUUAGGAGAGGUGGAAGGUUACUCCAUUACUCCGUGUCACUUGUACCUGAGAGUGACUCGUGCCUGAUUUCAGGCUUCUUUCUCACAGCAGUGCGCGCGCGGGCUCGUGGCAGUAUGCGCAGUGACAGUGUGUUGGCUUUGUUGAACUUUUGCGUGUUGCUGCGUGUGUCCGCGGCUCAAGCGUGUGCGCCGUGCCCGCAGCGCGCGUGCCCACCGGUCCCCGCACAGGGCUGUGAGGAGGGGCGCGUGCUGGCGCGGGACCCGUGCGGCUGCUGUGAUCAGUGCGCGCGACUCGAGCUGGAGCUGUGCGGCGGGGAGAACUGGGAGCUGGGCUACUGCGCCCUGGGGCUCACGUGCACCGCUCUCAACCACACCGGCGCACUUACCAUUCCUGAUAUAGGGGUCUGCAAAGGCGUCUCAGAUACUGCAGACACUGGUGUGGAAGACAAGCGGUGCCCUCUAUCAAGUGGGUGUAACCUUGUGAGUGGGGAGUGUGUCUGUGAGUCCAAACACUCCUGCCUCAUCUCCUUUAGCUACCCAGAUCCAGAGGCGUGUGCCCAGGGCAUGAAGACGGAAGCCAGAAGGCAUGAGAAAGAGCACAGGGACAAACACAGGGAGAAGUUUGUGGGUCCCUCAAACCCAGCCUGUGUAUUCUCUGGCUGUAACCUGACCGCCACAGGCUGUGAGUGUGCAUCCCAGAGCUGCCACCCCCACUUCACCUAUGCCAACCGCAGCCAGUGCCAACUAGCCGCAGUGGAGCUGAAGUGUGCUGGGAUCACAUGCCCGAAUCUAGCCGUGCCCGAGUGCCCACCUGACUCUAUGCUGACCCGCAGCUACACGCCCCCCGCAGGCUGCUGCCCAACAUUACCACCCCAGUGCACCUGUGCUCAAUGCCCACCCAAGCCAGAAUGUCCCAUCAGCCACAAAGCUGUGAUCAUCAGCGAGGCCACCGGAGCGCCAGGCAACUGCUGUCACUCCUACAAAUGCGAGAAAGUUUCCCCUAAGUGUGUGCACAACGGGACCCAGUUUGCCGAGGGUGAGGUGUACCGCAUGGACUCCUGCUGGCUGUGUCAGUGUCGUGGAGGCAUCUCAUUCUGCUCCAAGGCUGAGUGUGCUGAGCUGGACUGCGAUAACUUGUACAUCCCAGAGGGCGAAUGCUGCCCUGUCUGCACAGGUGUGGAGCUGUUAUCAAUGGACAGCACCAAGGCUAGCUGCUGGGUGAACCAUAAGCUGCGGCAGCACGAGGAGCAGUGGAAGGAGGACGACUGCACUUUCUGCCAAUGUGUGGACGGAGAGCAGCACUGCACAGCCAUGGUGUGCAAACAGAGCUGCCAUAACCCUGUCAAGAUCCCUGGAGAGUGCUGUCCUUUCUGUGAGGAGCCUUCGUAUGAGACCGUGAGCCCAUUACUGUGUCCCCCACUUGAAAACUGCUCUCUGUCAGAACAUGAUUGUCCUUUUGGAUUUCAGCAGGACCACAAUGGCUGCCUACUCUGCCAGUGUCUUGGCAAUGACUCUUGCCCCAAACUGUCCAGCUACUGCAACAAGCAGUGCCCCAUGGGAUACGAGAAGGAUGACUAUGGUUGUGAAGUAUGUGAGUGCAGUACACCCUCCGAGUGUAGACCGCUGACCUGCAGAAAGACCUGCCCCUAUGGAUAUGUGAGAAAUAAACAUGGAUGUGAGAUGUGUCGCUGCAUUAAGUGUCCCCCCUUCACAUGUGACAAGCAGUGCAGUGAUGGCUAUAAGCAGAACAGAAAAGGCUGCAACAUCUGCCUCUGCAAAGAGAGUGAGCGUGAUGUGAGCACUACCACUUCUCCUCCAGUGCGCGGCCACUGUCUGACUGCGAAUGGCCAGCAGUUUGAAGAGGGCGAGAGCUGGCAUGACGGCUGCAGGGACUGUUACUGCCAUGCUGGACGGGAGAUGUGUGUUCUCAUCUCCUGCCCUGCACCCAGCUGCACAAAUCCUGUGCUCAGGCCACACCAGUGCUGUCCCAGCUGCGAGGAGGAGUUAGGCAGUGGUCGUCCUGAGGGAAUGGACAUGGUGGUCUGCCAAGCUCCUGGAGACGAGCUUUAUGUGGAAGGUGAUACCUGGAACCUGGACGAAUGCACACGCUGUACCUGUAGGCAGGGCCGAGUGCUGUGUGACACAGAAGUAUGUCCCCCUGCCCUCUGCCAGACACCAACCAGGACCAAAGGGACCUGCUGUCACAUCUGCCAAGAGGACACUCUCAGCUCCCUCCUUCCUGUCAAUAACAGCCAACGAGAAUACUGUAUCUCCAGUGAUGGAGACAUCCUUCUGGCUGGAGAUUCAUGGAAACCGAACGCCUGCACUAGUUGCAUUUGCAACAAUGGGACCAUUCAGUGUUUCUCCCAGCGAUGUCCAGCUGCCAAAUGCAAAGUCCCAGUGCUUCGUAAGGGACAGUGCUGUCCACAAUGUCUGGAUGUUACAACAACCUCAGUGCCAGUGAUGUCUACUACAACAGGCAAACCUAAAAGCAAAGCCAGCGACGCUGUUACGAUUACUGAAAGUGAAGUUUGGAUCACAGUGCAUACAGUAGUUCCUGUUACAGAUGGUGGAAGUCUUAGUGAAGAUGUCCCAGCCGAGAUGGAGAUGUCCCUCAUCUACCAAUCAGUAGCCUGGAUUCUGGCCGCCCUCCUCAUGUCUAUAGUCAUAUUUUUUAUUGUGGCUCUUCUCAUUAACAAGAAGAAAAACUGCGUGCAGAUGUCCUGUUACGAUGCACCCAAAAAGACGGUGAUCCUAAAGAAGCAUGUGAACAAGAACUCGGUUGUGUACGCAGAGCCGUCCAAGGAGAACAAGCUCCAGAACGUGAAGAACGACUGCAGCAUGACCUUCUCACCAAGCGCGAGUUCGCCCUACGGGGAGCGGAUCAGCAUCCCGCGGGCCAAGCUGAGCAACGGACAUGUGAGAGUCCAGCGUUAAGGCCUCCUGCUGGGACUACAGGAUAUUUCCUUUCAUCUCUAUUGGUUUCAUACACAUCCAUGGAGCUCACAGAGCAACUCGCACAACAUGCCAAGGAUUCUUUUGCCUUCCGUUGAGAAGGAUCAUUGGUGUCCAGUGGAGGAAAGAAGUAUUGUGAAACCUUUCGUCUUACUUUAUUAUAUUGCUGUUUUUUUCCCCUCCUAGCCAUUUUUUGGAGUGGUAAAUUCUUCCCAUAGCUCUCAGGAGAAAUAGGAGAAGAAAACAUACUUAUUUGGACAUGAGGCUAUAACAGUGCACUCUGGAGAGAUGCUGGGAUUGAGCUUUUGAAAAUUUUUGACUGAACAUUGCUACAGACUUCUGCAUCAAAAUACAAUUCCAAUUCACUUAUUUGGAUCUAUCCUUUAUAAUGCUUUAUGCUAGAAGUUUACAACCGAGGAUUGAAUUUGCUGAGGCAAAACUUGACUGGGGUAUGUACAGUGACCCAAAAUGGAGGGCAGCUACUUGGCUGAUUCCUUCAUGGACAUUGGCAAGGUAAAAAGUAACAGAAUGGAAAUUAUUAUGACUAAACUACAUUCAUGGGCCAUUUUAUUUGGAACACCUGCAUCAUGCAACUAUCCAAUCAGCCAGUGCAUAAAAUUAUGCAAAUACAGGUCAAGAGCGUCAGUUAAUGUUCACAUCGAACAUCAGAAUGGGAGGAAAAAGUGAUCUCAGUGACCGAUCAAAGUGACUUUGGCAUGGUUGUUUGGGCCAGAUGUGCUGCUUCGAGUAUUUCAGAAACUGCUGAUCUCCUGAGAUUUUGUUGAAGAUUGGAAAAACAUUGCCUGAUCUUUUUCCAAUCUUCGGCUGUCAGUUACCAGUAAGCCUGUGCCCACUGUAGCCUCAGAUUCCUCUUCUUGGCUGACAGGAGUGGAACCCAAUGUGGUGAUCUGCUGUUGUAGCCCAUCCAUCUUAAGGUUUGAUGUGUUAUGCAUUUUGACAUACUUUUCUGCUUACUACGGUUGUAAAGUGUGGUUAUUUGACUUACCAUAGGCUUCCUGUCAGUUCAAACAAGUCCGGCCAUUUUCUCUGACCUCUCAUCAACGAGGCAUUUUUGCAGACAGAACUGCCACUGCCACUCUCUGGACAUUUUUUGUUUUCUGCACCAUUCUGUGUAAACUCUACCGUGUGAAAACCCCAGAUGAUCAGCAGUUUCUGAAAUACUAAAACCAGCCUGCCUGGCCCAAACAACCAUAUCACAAAAUCAGUGAGAUCAUAUUUUCCCCCGCAUUCUGAUAUUUGAUGUGAAGAUUAACUGAAGCUCAUGACCUACAUCUGCAUGACUUUAUGCAUUGUGCUCCUGUGACAUGAUUGGCUACUGGAAACUUGCAUGAAGCAUGGGUGUACCAUUGGUGUGCUCCCAAUAAAGUGGUCGGUGAGUGUAUAUAUUGAACAAACUGCAGAAUCUGAAUCAUAAACACCCUGCAAGAACAGGGGAUAUUCUUGGUUUAUGUCUAAUGAUUUUUUUUUUUACUUGUAAGUGUAUUAAUUGUAGUCUUAGUGACUUUUCUGAUUUCUAUUAUGGCUUCCUUAAGUAGUAAGAUGUGUCACUUAAGAACCUAGAGUAAAAAUCCAUUCCAAUACAACUUUUGAGGGUUAGGAUCGGUCUAAAAUCAUAUACAGUACUCAGCAUCUGGUGAGCCAAAAAUAAUAAUAAUAUUAAUAAUAAUACGUUUCAAGUCAACCACUUAUCAAAUCCAAUGAGUGCACUGACAAUGAGCUCGGAGAAUACAGACUAUAUCAAUUCUUUCAACCGUGUGUGCCAGCACCCAUUAUUAUUAUUAUUGUUAUUACUAUUAGAUAUUUCAUUUUCCCUCUGUAGUCUACAAGACAUAAUCAAAUAACUAGUUGAUAACUCUGUAACUUGGAUCUACUAUCUGUGCCUAUUUCAAUACUGAACUAAUUAUCAAAAUAACUCUAAGGACUUACGCUAUGUCAAUGUCUACAGAAUUAUUGACAUGAUUGAUACAGAACAGGCAGUGUGUAUUAUUAAGGGUCAGUUACUUACCAAAAAAGUUGCAAAAUAUUCCAGGAAAGACUGAUGCAUGGACAGGGAUUUGACAUUUCUAUCAGCAUGAUAAACUGCUUCAGUAAACAGUGUUUCUAUUUGGGUUUCACUGCCAAGAGUAAAGCCCAAACCUAAGAGUGUUACACAAUACAUUCACAGAACAAUUUGACUCAGUUUGUGUUGUUAGUUUUGUUUUGUUUUUUUUCCAUAGAGUGUUGCAAUGGGGGGCAUGAAAAAAUGUGGGAGAGGGGUAAAACAAAGCAAGAACAAUUUUAGAUCAUUUUGAUAGCUAUUGGCUUAAAAUGAUGAUAGUGGCCAUUCUAGGGUUGUAUUUCAUAAAUGUAAAAAGGUAGAUAAAUCAUAGAUGAAGAGUACAUUAUUUAUUUUUUCAAACAGUUUAUUUAUUAAUACUGAACUAUAGUUUGAGUACCAAGAAAUUUGUGUUGUUUUGGAUGUUGACAGAAACCAUAUUAGCCAAAGCUACUGUACAUUUUUGAUUCUGUAAACCAUUUCCAUUUCUAUCUGCUUUUUGGAAAAGGAAUAAAUAUAUUGUGUGAUCA